Molecule: messenger RNA, 1277 nt
Organism: Magallana angulata
Lineage: Eukaryota; Metazoa; Mollusca; Bivalvia; Ostreida; Ostreidae
Exons: 4
Coding region: 170-865 (231 amino acids)
Source: RefSeq, a predicted model, not a curated record
UUAUUUUUUCGGCAAUACACGCCAGUCUUCAUAGGUGACCAUCUUUCAACAUUGCAUUGCAUUAUUUGGGAAACAAAGGCCUUGAAAUUAAUACUUGUACUUUGGCGUGAAUUUAUUAAGGAUUUUAUAGAUUAUAGACUGAGAAGCUUUCAUUAAUAAGGCCGCUCGGAUGACGUCUCAGAUAUUGCGCCCCUUGCUGUUCUCUCUAAUAAUUCUGACCCAGUUCUUGGACACAGCCGGGGUAGAGAGAUACGGGACAAGUUGUAUACGAUACAAGACGUCGGAACUUCCGGACAUAAGCUCUGUGCUUGGGACGGACAGAUACUGCCAAAAACACGAAAACCACCAUUACUGUAAACUAUGGGCAUGCGUAAAGACUACCCCAGACUGCACACAAAAACGUCCAGGGAAUAACUGUUUUUAUUGUGAAGGUACCUGUAACAUCGGGGGUCACAUAGUGAAGCUGGGGGACCGGGUGUCCCACCCAGACGGCGUGAACGUGUGCACGUGCGGGGCAUACAACCACGUGAGCAACUGCACGGACGUUCUGCCGCCUCUAAAGAGAAUCUGCGGCGGAGAACAGGUCCAACAAUUACGUCACACAGCGUCACAAGGCAGACGAGUGCUGCCAUCAUUGCUUAGACCACAUGGACACCACGUCCAUAGGACCAUUAAGCGACCACCAUUCUCGAUCCCCUUACUCAAAAUCACGCAGCCGGUCAUCAAAAUCCCAUUAGUCAGGAUCCCCCCGCCCAGGCUGGUGCCUGUCAUUAGUCCGGGGUCUGCUGUGGUCCCCACUCAGAGGCUUUUGAUCCCCCUCGUACCUGUUAGAGUCACGGCCCCCGCACGUCAGCCCGGGAAAUAAAGGAGUUGGUGCACGGCGGAUCAAACACACAGAACACAAGACAGUAUAUACACAUGUCUGUUAUUUGUUUGUCAUGCUGGCGUGUGACUUCGUGUGACUUGAAAAGACGUCAUAGACUUGAGUUGAAUCUACCGCAUUUGGUGUUCCAUGUUAACUCUGGUAACUCACGGACUCCAGGAGAAGGGGUUCAGCAAUUAAAGUACAUCAAUAGUGAUGAAUUGUGUUUAAAAACAGUCUAUUUAUAAAAUUUUUUAGGGAAGGGGAUUAAAGUACAUAUAAUGAAAACAUAUCAAUAGUUGAAUAAUUAAUGUAAAGAAACAAGGCUAUAUAAGAAAAAGAGUAUGAAUGAUUGCACCAAAGUCAAUACUAGUAAAUGAAUCCUGCAUCGAGAAAUAAAAGGACAUAAAACAGA